Molecule: messenger RNA, 4913 nt
Organism: Eleginops maclovinus (Patagonian blennie)
Lineage: Eukaryota; Metazoa; Chordata; Actinopteri; Perciformes; Eleginopidae
Product: neprilysin-like
Exons: 23
Coding region: 289-2601 (770 amino acids)
Biological process (GO): amyloid-beta clearance; protein processing
Cellular component (GO): plasma membrane
Molecular function (GO): metalloendopeptidase activity
Source: RefSeq, a predicted model, not a curated record
CACACUUGACCAAUUGCGCCCGCGCAAGAAUCUGAUGGGUCAUUUGAAUACAGCGAUCCUCUCUGGGUAGAUGAGGUACAGUAGUAGGUAGUUGUAUAGUGAAGUGUCUUUGCUUGAGCGCGUGUGUGUUUGUGUGCACUCCUAGAAUAGAAAUCCAAAGGAAGAAGAAGAGAGAGGCGGGAUCGGUGUGUGCCUUGUUGAAAUCCAGGGUGAAGCAAAUAGGUAGUGUGUAACAGAUCGAUCAGCUCUUCGCGCACCCUUUGUGGAUUUAAUGGAUCAGUGGAUGUGAUGCCAAUAUAUAUCAUCGACCGAAAAUUUCCCGACACAUCUGGUGAGUUGAUACAGCCGGCAGCUGAAGGAGGAGACCUGAGAAUGACAGAGACAAACCCCCCCAAGUUGGCUACGAAGCCACGCUGGACCUCCCUGGAGGUCGGCCUGAUUACUAUUGUCUCCUUGUUCUUCAUCGUCAUCGUCGCCCUCAUUAUCCUUUUUGCAACACAGAAAACUGAUGAAAUCUGCACCACAUCUGACUGCACGCAAUCGGCGUCUCGCCUAAUUGAGAAUAUGGAUGCUAACAUGAACCCUUGUGACAACUUCUAUGAGUAUGCCUGUGGAGGCUGGCUGAAAAAGAACAUCAUCCCUGAGACCAGCUCUAGAUACAGUACCUUUGACAUCCUACGAGACGAACUGGAGGUCAUUCUCAAAGGUGUCCUUGAAAAAACAGUGGAGGGGGAGGCCGCUGCGCUCACCAAAGCUAAGACCCUUUACAAGUCCUGUACUAAUGAGAGUUUAAUUGAGCUCAGAGGAGGGUCUCCUUUGCUUGACAUGCUGUCUGAUGUGUUUGAGUGGCCCAUAGCUGUGGAUAACUGGGAGACCAACUAUGGUAAAACAUGGAGGUUGGAGAAUGUAAUUGCCAAGCUGAAUGAGAAAUAUGGAACACAACUCUUGGUUAACUAUUUUGUUGGCACCGAUGACAGGGAUUCUAACUCUCACAUCAUUCAUUUUGACCAGCAGACAAACCUUGGACUCUUGUCCAGAGAUUACUAUGCUUGCACUGGACCAUACGCAGAGGCCUGUCGGGCUUAUGAGCGGUUCAUGUUUGACCUGGCUAAGCUGAUUCGCACCGACCGGAAUCUGGACAUCAAUGAAACCACCAUCAGACAGCAGGUGGAGCGAGUCAUGGACCUGGAGAGAGACAUCGCCAAUGCUACUGAUACUCCAGAGGACCGUAACAACCCUGUGUUGCUUUACAACAAGAUGGAACUGGGUGAUCUGAACACCAACUUUACCCUUGAGGUUGAAUCCCAGGUAUUUGACUGGAGUUACUUCACAGCUAAGAUAAUGGAUACAGUCAAUAUCAGUGUUCCUGACACUGAGAAGGUCAUCAACUACUCCCCCAACUAUUACAGAAGACUCAACGUUAUCUUGGCCAAAUACAACAAGAGGGAUCUGCAGAACUACAUGGUGUGGCGUUUUGCUAUGAACAUGGUGGUGGGCCUGAGCAGAACCUACAGGGACACCAGGAAAGCCUUCCGCAAGGCUUUGUCUGGUACAACGUCAGAGGCAGCAGUGUGGCGACAGUGUGCACUUUACGUCAACAACAACAUGGACAAUGCUGUGGGAAGACUAUAUGUGGCAGAGGCCUUCUCUGAAAAGAGCAAAGAACUGAUGGAGGAGAUGAUUAAAGACAUUCGGGAAGUGUUCAUUAGUAACCUCUAUGACCUGACAUGGAUGGAUGCGGAGACCAAGAAAGCAGCUGAGGAAAAGGCUCGUGCUAUUCGGGAACGGAUUGGCUAUUCUGACAACAUCAGGGAUGAUGGAUAUCUUAACAAUGAGUACAAAGAUCUGAACUACAGUGCAGAGGAGUACUUUGAAAACAUCCUGCAGAACCUGGAGUAUGUGCAGAAGAAACGCCUGCGGAAACUCAGAGUCAAAGUCAACAAAGAGGAGUGGGUAACUGGAGCUGCUGUUGUCAACGCCUUCUAUUCAUCAAGCAAAAACCAAAUAGUUUUCCCCGCAGGCAUCCUCCAGCCGCCUUUCUUCAGCAAAGGCCAGGCUAAAUCUCUCAACUAUGGUGGCAUUGGCAUGGUGAUUGGUCACGAGAUCACUCAUGGCUUUGAUGACAAUGGCCGUAAUUAUGAUAAGGAUGGUGACCUGAAGGACUGGUGGACACCUGACUCCACUCAGAGGUUCCUAGACCUGUCGAAGUGCAUUGUCAAUCAGUAUGGCAACUUCUCCUGGGACCUGGCCAAUGGACUUCAUUUAAAUGGUAACAACACCCUCGGGGAGAACAUUGCUGACAAUGGAGGGAUACGGCAGGCAUAUCAGGCCUACAAGAACUAUGUGAAGGAGCAUGGAGAGGAGCCAUCACUGCCUGGCAUUGGCCUUUCCCAUGAUCAACUCUUCUUCUUGAACUUUGCUCAGGUGUGGUGUGGAACACACCGACCGGAGCAAGCUGUUAAUUCCAUUAAAGUAGAUGUACACAGUCCAGGGAAGUUCAGGGUACUGGGCUCCCUUCAAAAUUUCCCAGAAUUUGCCAAAGCAUUCAACUGCAACAAGAACAGCUACAUGGUCCCGGACAACAUCUGCCGUGUGUGGUGAUCCCUAAACCUCUAGGAUGGGGACUGUUCUGACGUGGGUAAAUCCUGUCCCGCUGCAGUACCUCUCCCCUCUGACAGUGGGAUUUGUGGGGGGCUACAGGGAAGUGAAAGCUCCCCUUAGCUCUUUACUGGAUGGACCAGGGCUGGUAGACUGACACUGCAGUAUGCACUUCCUCUGAAGAAAGCAGUGGACUGUACCUUCACGGACAGACGGAGCACUGUCUCUCCGACUCUGAUACUGUAGUUCAUUCAAUCAGCCUGAUUAUUCUGCUACUCACUGGAUACAAUCACUCAUUGUGUUUUUUUUUUUGGUUCUUUCUCUGGAUUUUCAUCUUCUUUUACUCAUUGUUUUCGAGUCUGCCAAACAGUGUGUGUGUGUGUGUGUGUGUGUGUGUGUGUGUGUGUGUGUGUGUGUGUGCGUGUGUGUGUGUGUGUGUGUGUGUGUGUGUGUGUGUGUGUGUGUGUGUGUGUGUGUGUGUGUGUGUGUGUGUGUGUUUCAGUCAAAAUACUAUACAAGUAGUUGUAAAGAGAGGGGUAGGCUGACAAAUCUGCUCAAAUCCACUUGCAUAUGAAUACAUCAGCCACCCACUCACCCAUACACAUGUAACAGGGCUGAACCUCUUUGCACUUUGUGGGACUGAGCAGUAUGCCUCUCAUGAAACCUCAGCUGGUUUCAGCCUUCAUCUACAUGCUGACACACUAUACAAUGUAUUUGUUAUGUACACUUUGCUAAUAAGUACAACUAGAUAAGGUAAAUUAUUAAAUCGGAGUUUAUUUUGCUGAAUAGACCAAUACCUAUUUCAUUGUAAUCACAUAUUACACAACAGUUAUAUAUUUGAGGAUAAUGACUUAACUGUGGUUGACAGCUGGCUGCUGUUCAUUAGCAGUAUGUCAAAUAAACCCAAAUUAAAUGAUUGCCUUUAAGAUGACAGCUGCUCAUGAAUCAUUAGGCAGACAAAUGACUGUCAGCAGACCCUUUUAUACACUCACUGAUCCUCCUGUGUGUUUCUGCGUGGAUUAAUGUCUCUAUGUUUUUUAAAAGUCAUUACGAUUACUGCUUACUGUUUGUCAAGCCAAUUGGUAUGUCUUACAUUAUCUGUUUUGCUGCUGUGUUUGAGUGUGUAUGUGUAUUUGCAGAAAAACACAAAUACAUUUUAGAACAUUUUACAUGAAACAUUUGCUUGACCUUUCCACAAAUACACUUUUUAUUGCUACUUGAAAGUCACUUACUAUUGUUGCGUGACUUUGCUACAGCCAGCAGCUGAUUAAUUUAGCGGAGCAUAACAACCGCAAACCGCCAGGCUGACCUGCAAUAUCAUUAAAGUUCAUUAAUAACUAUGUUAGUAUUAUGAAAAACAUUAAGUUGUCAUUUUGUAGGGCAGUAUGUACCAAACUGUUUCUUGGCUGGAAAUAGCAUUUCUCAGAGUUUAAUCCAGCUGCCUGGCAACCUAAUGGUGAUAACAAGACUCCACGACUUGUUUAUGCUUCCCCUUUGCUAUUGAUUGAAAACAAAUAUAUAUAUUCAAUUUGAAUUGGUUAAAUUGUGCUAGUAAGCAGAUUUUUUGUUUUGACUGGAGUCAGACUAGCUAUUUCCAGUCUUUAGGCUAAGCUAAGCUUACCACUUCCUGGUUGUAGCUUCAAUUAUAACAAAUUGAUAUCAAUACUUUCAUGUAACUUUUGAUAAAAUUUGAGUAGUUAAUUUGACAAAAAACUCAACUAUUUAUAAAACGUGUAGAAAUGUUUAUAUUUGAGCGUGGUUCAUUACAUAAUGUGCACCCAGUUGUAAACAUUGAAGAGUCAAUUUAAAGACGAUGAUAUAAAACAGCUAUCUGAGGAAUUACCUAAUUUAAACAGUCAGCCAAAUCUUAGCUGAAACCUAAUGAGCUCUUCAACAGUCAAUGUUUUUUUGAAUGCAGAAGGUUGUAUCAGUGGAUUGAAUAGUAUUCAUGGUUUUGUAAGGCUUUAUUUCUACAUUGAAGUGUAACCAAGGUUCUUAAUUGACCCUUUUUUAUAGAAGUGAAUGAUGUGCCAUGAUCAUGUAGGCCAUUUCUUUAUAGAGUAUGUAACAGUCCCUGUCCAGCCUUUAUACGUGUUGUUUUCCUGUGUUUCAUCCUCUUCAUUGAUUGUGCAAGCUCUCUGUGUGUGUCUCUCAGACCCUAAUGGUUUCUUUCGUUCUUAUCCCCCUCUCUAUCACACUCCACAUGUAGAAAGACAGAUAUACCUCAGUUGCCUGUAUUUAGAUACUUUAUAAUAAUGAAUGAUAAUCAUCUUACGGAGCAUUUUUUUCUUUCAGAAUAAAUCUAUACAUGACUU